Molecule: messenger RNA, 1833 nt
Organism: Papaver somniferum (opium poppy)
Lineage: Eukaryota; Viridiplantae; Streptophyta; Magnoliopsida; Ranunculales; Papaveraceae
Exons: 14
Coding region: 77-1534 (485 amino acids)
Biological process (GO): regulation of DNA-templated transcription; DNA alkylation repair
Cellular component (GO): nucleus
Molecular function (GO): RNA binding
Source: RefSeq, a predicted model, not a curated record
CGCCCAAUAUCUACCAAUUGUUUAUUACGGUAAAACGAAGAUUGAUUCGGAGAAGAAGAAGACAAAGUGAGAACAGAUGUUCGCUAAUGCUUGCAGGUCUUUCUCCAGAGUUGAUCGGGUUUAUAAACUUGCAAAUUCCUAUGUUCAAUCUAAACCCAUCAUCUUCUAUAAGGGUUACAAUCAGUAUCAUGGUGUAAGUUUUGAAAGAAUUAGUAUGGAUUGUAAAAAUAAGCAAAAAGCUUUCUGGAAACCAGUUUCUACUCAAGCUGUUACUUCUAUUGAAGGAUGCUCGACAAAGGGUGUUACUGCUCAAUCUGAAAAUGAACACAUGGAGAAUGUUGGAGUAGUUGGUACUAGUAAUUCUGUUUCUAGUGUUCUGGAUUGUAAGGAUAGUGGUAAAACCGUAUCCGGGUCGGUCCGAUUAGUAAGUUCGGAUGGAUCAGCUAUUGGAGAAGUGGGGUCGGCAAAAUGCUCAAUGUCAAUGAAGGUAGCUGCUUCCCUGAGGCGUUUUGUUAAAGGAAAAGGAGGAUCUCUCCAGAGAGAAAUUGAGGGAGGGAUGGGUGUAAAAAUAGUUUUUCCUCCUUCUAAGGAGGAGGAUUCCAUCGUUAUCGAAGGUGAUUCCAUGGAAUGUGUAACUAAAGCUUCAAAGAAAAUACAAACAGUACUUGAGAAGGCAGUUAACAGCCCAUUUCUUGAUUACUCCCAUUUCAUAUCUCUUCCAUUGGCUAUCCACCCUGAGUUGGUAGACAAGCUUGUCAACUUCCAGAGCUCCAUACUCGAAAGUGGUGAUUCUACCAAAGAUGGGAAUUUGGCCAGUGAAUCUGAUGGAGAGUCUCCAGAUGAUGGAGAAGCCGAUGAUAGCAGGUUAAGUGUAGGAAAGGAGGUUGCAGUUGAACUUAAAGUUGAAGACAAGAUUGAAAAUGUUGCGGUGGAUGUAAAUAACAAUACACCGAAAAAAUCUAAGUUGUCUAGCUUACCUGAAUUGGGGAUAGAAAAAUCUAUAUUCAUUAAACCAAGCACAUUUCACUUGACCGUACUCAUGCUAAAGUUGUGGAACAAGGAACGAGUUGCUGCGGCUGCUGAGGUCUUGCAGAGAGUUUCCUCUAAAGUAAUUGAUGCUUUGGACAACCGACCUCUUUCCAUAAGGCUGAAAGGGCUUGAGAACAUGAGAGGUUCCCUGUUAAAGGCAAAAAUUCUAUAUAUUCCAGUAGAAGAAAUUGGUGGCGAGGGUCGACUGUUACGUGCAUGUCAAAUCAUUAUUGAUGCUUAUGUUGAAGCUGGUCUAAUUCUUGAGAAGGAUGUUGGACAAACAUUAAAGUUGCAUGCCACUGUGAUGAAUGCUCGGCACAGGAAAAGGAAGUAUAAGACAAGGAGCGUUGAUACAUUUGAUGCUCGGGAAGUCAUGAAAAAGUACGGCUCGGAGGAAUGGGGAGAGUAUCUGAUUCGUGAAGCACAUCUUUCUCAGAGGUUUUGCUUCGACGAUGAUGGAUAUUAUCAUCGCUGUGGGUCAUUUCCAUUUCCUCAAAACAAGUAAGUUGAUCGAUUCUAUGUCAUUGGGGUCGUCCAAAAUUUGCUGUGCUCCCAGCAAAAGAACACAUUUAUUUUUACAUGUACAACUAGUUCAGGGUGCUUCGGUAUUUUUAAUUCUGUAUUUGUUUCCUAGUUUGACUCUUUCAGUGUUUAUAUAAUGCUUGAUACUCAGAUACAUGAUUUUAACUUUAAAAACUAUCGAGUUAUGGUACGUCUAAGUACUGUAUUAUUGUAACUCGAGCUCAUAGUGUGAGGUGUACAUGCAUAGUAGUAACCAAUAAUUUUUUCUUUAUCUUUUUAAAA